GUUUGAGGAAGAGCUUCCGGGUAGACCAAUAUGGCGGCGCCCACAGAGCGGCGUGGUGAAUAGUGAAGAGAGUCUGCUCUAUAACGCAUCUUAAUCAUGGCUGGGCUCACCCUGUUUGUUCGCGGGCUUCCAGAGAGCGCCAGCAACGAGCGCUUGGAGCAGAUCUUUAGCGAGAGCGGCCCGGUCAGACAGAGCUUUGUAGUACGUGAGAAAGGUACAGAAAAAUGCCGUGGCUUUGGCUAUGUCACUUUCUCCAUGAUGGAGGAUGCACAGCGCGCAAUGAAGGAAAUUAAGGAGUACGAGGGGAGAAAAAUUGAGGUACAGGUGGCUAAAAAAAAGCAAGUGGAGAAAAACAAAAAGGCAAAAUGUGAAGAGUCCAAUGAAAAUGCUAAAGAAGUUAAAAAGCCCAAAGAUGCAAGAGGUGCACAGAAAAAGGCCAGGCUUAUUAUUAGAAACCUAAGUUUUCAGUGCUCAGAAGAAGAUCUCAAGGAACAUUUUUCUAAUUUUGGAUAUGUGUUAGAGAUCAAUAUACCCAAAAAGUCAGAUGGCAAGAUGCGCGGUUUUGCUUUUGUGCAGUUCAAGAACAUGUUGGAAGCUAGUAAAGCUCUGAAAGGCACAAACAUGAAGAGUAUAAAAGGUCGGACAGUUGCUGUUGAUUGGGCUGUUGCCAAGGAUAAAUAUACAGCUACACAGGAAACCGCUUCAGCAGUUAAGAAUGAAAGUAGCAAGGAGUUAGACACUGCUCAUAAAGAAGAUGAAGAGGACAAGGAGGGAGAGGGCUCAUUAGAGGAAGAGGAAAGCAUGGAAACAGAAGAGGAGUCAGAGCAGACAUCAGAGCGGAAGCAAGCUACAAAACAAAAAAUGCCCAUGAAAGAGUCUAAUGUAUCCAGCAGUGAGGGAGAGGAAGAUGAUGAUGAUGAUGAUGGUGAUGGCGGCGAUGGCAAAGAUGAUGAUGAUGAUGAUGGCGGCGAUAAUGAUGAAAUAGAUGAGGAGAAGAGUGAUAUGUCUACAGACUCUGAACAGGAUAGUGACAUGGAAGAUGAUUUUGAUUCAGAAGACUCUGAAGCAGAAAUGCAGAAGAAAGGCAAAAGUAAAGAAAAAAAACCCAAAAUCCAACUGCCAUCUGAUGUCAAUGAGGGUCGAACUUUAUUCAUCAGGAACCUGUCAUUUAACUCUGAAGAAGAAGACCUAGAGGAAAUAUUGUUGAGGUUUGGUAACAUUAAAUAUGUCAGGAUAGUGUUGCACCCAGUCACAGAACACUCCAAAGGUUGUGCUUUUGUUCAGUAUGUGGAAAAACAAGCAGCGGAGAGGUGUCUGGCAGCCGCUAAUGACCAGUCUGAGAAUGGUGGCCUGAAGCUCGAUGGCAGAAAGUUGUUGGUAAAUCUAGCAGUGAGCAGGGAGGAAGCUGGGAAACUGAGGGAAAACAAAGUCAAAAAACCCUCAGGAAUUAGGAACCUCUACCUGGCCAGGGAAGGACUUAUCCGAGAAGGGACAAAAGCUGCAGAGGGUCUGAGUCCUGAAGAUCUGGCAAAAAGAGCUCGGUUUGAGGAGAUAAAGCGCCAGAAGUUAAAAUGUCAGAACAUCUUUGUUUCCAAAACACGCCUCUGUGUUCACAACAUCCCUAAAUCUGUAGAUGACAAGAAACUGCGUCAGCUGUUCCUUACUGCAUCUGGAGGGGGAUCCAGUGUACGGAUCAAAGAGUGUCGAGUGAUGCGGGAUUUAAAAGGCAUUGGUGGAAACCACAAAGGUCAGUCUUUGGGAUAUGCCUUUGUGGAAUUUCUUGAGCAUGAACAUGCACUGGCAGCCCUCAGAAGUGUCAACAACAAUCCAGAUAUCUUUGGUCCAAAAAAAAGACCAAUUGUGGAAUUCUCUCUGGAAGAUAUGAAUAAACUGAAGCUUAAGGAGAAAAGGGCACAGCGCAGCCUGGAAGUCUUAAGGCAGAAACAAGCAAAGGCUCAAGCUUUUGGUGAGGCAGUGCAAGUUCAGGGGAAUCCUAAGAAGAAGAAAUUAAGAAAAGAUGAAACCUCCUCUGUCCCUGCACAGCAUUCUGCAGGGACACAAGCUUCCCAUAAUCCUGAUGUGAAAGGUGGAAACAAAGCAGAGUUUAAAACCAAAGGCAACACAGUUGAUAAGCCAACUACCACAAGCAAAUGGAAAGCUCCAGAGGGAGCACAGCCUAGUAGUGCUCGUAAUAACACAGCAACAAAAGGAAAGUAUGCCAAAGCAUCUGCUCCAUGGUCUGGAUUCGUUACCAAAGAGGAAGCAGAACAAGAGGAACUUCCUGAUGGAAAAAAGAGAAAGAAGGUCCUACCUUUGCCUUCUCACAAAGGCCCCAAAAUCAGGGCACGGGACAAAGGGAAGGUUCACCAGCUUCCCCCAAAGAAACCAAAAACUCAGCCUAAGAGCCACAAAGAUAAGCAACAAAACACGAUUACCAAACAGGUUCUGGGAAAGAAAAAGCUUGCACAAAAAAGCCGCGAAGAAGCACGGUUCAGCCAACUGGUAGAACAGUACAAGCGCAAAAUCAUGGGCAAGCCUGUAGGUGCUGCCCCAGUUAAAAGGAGCAAGUGGUUUGAGGAUUGAUUUUGUACAUAUAUAUUGGCUUAGUCCUUCCCUCCUGAAUGCAUUUAGUUUCUAAGUGCAAAAUGAGUCUGCACACAUAACCACUUAAGGCAAGUUUUUUUGCUUAUAAGUAUGUGCUGAAUAGAAUCUGUCCGACAUAUCUGAUGAAGGAUCUAGAGUUGUGCCUAAGGAAAAAUCUAUAAGCCAGGAACAAACUGCAGCUUUUAAAAAAGAGUUUGAAUAACUGUUAGAUCCAGCAGAUGUUAAGUUGCAUUUGUAUGUUAUGGAGGUUUAUGUUUUGGUAUUGGAUGAUAUCGUUUUGCUUUGUUAAAAAAAAAAAAAA
This is a messenger RNA of Xenopus tropicalis (tropical clawed frog), 2905 nucleotides long. It is a transcript of the gene rbm28, whose product is annotated as RNA binding motif protein 28. NCBI's taxonomy places the organism in Eukaryota, Metazoa, Chordata, Amphibia, Anura, Pipidae. Gene Ontology annotation, cellular component: nucleolus. Gene Ontology annotation, molecular function: RNA binding; nucleic acid binding. The record is from RefSeq and is marked provisional.